Linepithema humile (Argentine ant) is the source of this 1827-nucleotide messenger RNA. Its product is annotated as RING-type E3 ubiquitin-protein ligase PPIL2. Gene Ontology annotation, cellular component: catalytic step 2 spliceosome. NCBI's taxonomy places the organism in Eukaryota, Metazoa, Arthropoda, Insecta, Hymenoptera, Formicidae. The record is from RefSeq and is a predicted model, not a curated record. Gene Ontology annotation, biological process: protein polyubiquitination; protein folding; protein peptidyl-prolyl isomerization. Gene Ontology annotation, molecular function: ubiquitin protein ligase activity; peptidyl-prolyl cis-trans isomerase activity.
CAUACACAGUUUCUCGAAUAGUUUGUUUCGUAAAUUAUAAGUUUAUAAAACUGCUUCAAAAUGGGGAAACGCCAGCAUCAGAAAGAUAAAAUGUAUUUAACAUACACGGAGUGGACAACGUUAUAUGGUGGAAGAAAAUCAGGAACAACUUUAGAAACGAGUGAAGAGAAAACAUUUAGACGUCUACCAUAUGAUUGUUGCUGUCUAACGUUGCAACCUUUUGAGCAUCCUUACUGCGAUCCACAGGGCAAUGUAUUCGAACUGGAAGCUAUUUUGGCAUAUAUAAAAAAGCACAAGCACAAUCCUGUGACGGGGAAACCACUGGAUGCAAAAAGUCUAACCAAAUUAAAUUUUCAUAAAAAUAUAGAAGACCAAUAUCAGUGUCCUGUUCUUUUUAAGUUAUUCACAAAACAUUCACAUAUUGUUGCUAUCAAGACGACAGGAAAUGUAUUUUCUUAUGAGGCUGUUGAACAAUUGAAUAUAAAAACUACAAAUUGGAAGGAUUUGAUAAAUGAUCAGCCAUUCACACGCAACGAUAUUAUUACGAUUCAAGAUCCAAACAAUGCAAUGAAAUUUAAUCUGUCUUCUUUUCAUCACAUUAAAAAUAAUAUAAGGAUGGAAGACGAAGAAACUGUAAGAGAAAGAAAUAAUCCAAAUGCAAAAUUAAAAACUGUCUCGGUGGAAACUAAGGAAAUUUUGGCCGAAUUAGAAAGAGAUUACAAACCAACAACAAGUGGCAUAAAAGGCGAAGGGUCUACAAAGAAGGCUGACAAAUUUAAUGCUGCACACUAUUCUACGGGUGCAGUAGCUGCAGGAUUUACUUCAACAGUGAUGCCAGCAGAGACUACUCAUCAAGCAGCUGUUAUCGCAGAAGAUUUGGUACGGUACGAGAGAGUCAAGAAAAAGGGAUAUUUAAGAUUACUCACAAACUUCGGAGCUUUGAAUCUGGAACUUUAUUGCGACUUGGUUCCGAAGACUUGUGAGAACUUUAUGAAACAUUGUCAAAAUGGUUAUUAUGAUGGCACAAAGUUUCAUAGAUCAAUACGAAAUUUUAUGAUUCAAGGCGGAGAUCCGACUAAUACAGGCAACGGCGGCAAAUCUAUUUGGGGCAAACCAUUCGAGGAUGAAUUCAAACCGAAUCUUGUUCACCAAGGCAGAGGCAUUUUGUCGAUGGCAAACUCAGGUCCAAAUACCAAUGGAUCACAAUUUUUUAUUACGUUCCGAUCGUGCAGACAUCUUGAUCGCAAACAUACAGUCUUUGGGAAGAUAGUAGGAGGUUUAGAUACGUUGAAUGCAAUAGAAAAAAUAGAAGUGGAUAAUAAAGAUCGACCAAUAGAGGACAUAAUUGUACAGGCUAUUCAGAUCUUUGUGGAUCCUUUUCAAGAAGCUGAUGACCAGCUUGCUACGGAACGAGCUGUGGAAUUGGAACGAUUGGCUCGAGAAGCGAAUCAGAACAAAUCGAAGGACAAAUCAGAUAGAAACGACACCCAAAAAGUUUACCGAUCCGGUAUAGGGAAAUAUAUGAAACUGGAACAAGAGAAAUUGAAGGUGGACACAAACUCGGAGCCGGCCAGAAAAAAGAAAAAGGUUGCGUCGCAAUCGUAUGGGGAUUUCUCUUCUUUCACAUUUUAAGAAGUACAUUAUUAAAUGCAUAUAGUUCAUUAUUUAAUUUACAUACACGCGCGUGCACGCUACACACACACACACACACACACACACACACACACACACACACAUUUUCAAAUAUAAUUUUAUUAAAUUAAAUAACAUGUCUAUUUAUCAGGUUCAACAAGAUGCCUUAAUACAUUAGAAACUUAUUGAAACAUA